AGAAACAGCGAGAGCUGGCUCGGAAGGGGUCCCUGAAAAAUGGCACCAUGGGGAGCCCGGUUAACCAGCAACCCAAGAAGACCAACGUCAUGGCUCGAACAAGGCUGGUUGUUCCUAAUAAAGGCUACUCCUCGUUAGAUCAAAGUCCCGAUGAAAAGCCAUUGGUGGCUCUGGACACGGACAGUGAUGACGACUUUGACAUGUCCAGAUAUUCCUCCUCGGGAUAUUCUUCAGCUGAGAUCAACCAGGACUUGAAUAUCCAGCUUCUCAAGGACGGAUACCGGUUGGACGAGAUCCCGGACGACGAGGACCUUGACCUGAUUCCGCCCAAGUCCGUCAACCCCACUUGCAUGUGCUGUCAAGCCACCUCUUCCACUGCCUGUCACAUCCAGUAACGG
Messenger RNA from Protobothrops mucrosquamatus (brown spotted pit viper), 398 nucleotides. It is a transcript of the gene FAM219A, whose product is annotated as family with sequence similarity 219 member A. NCBI's taxonomy places the organism in Eukaryota, Metazoa, Chordata, Lepidosauria, Squamata, Viperidae. The annotation marks the transcript as partial. The record is from RefSeq and is a predicted model, not a curated record. The transcript has 4 exons.